UGAGGAGAGGGAUCGAGAAAAGGUGUAAUUUAUAAAUUUUUCUUUUAGGUAAACCAUUACGUAAAAACGUCUCAACCAGGUGCUCAAAUGAAGCUUUAAUGGCGAUGAACAACAUGCCUCAAUGUGUGUAAUCUACUAAAUGCCCAAAGUGUGAUGAUCGAUAGCCGACACCACCUGUUGCCCCAAAAAUCUCUCGGUUCUGAUGGUGGGGUUGGCUCGGGCUGCGACACGAGCCCAAGGGAGUUUCAAAGAAUUUGUCGGUUAUAAACACAUGGGGUGUUCAAAACAGAAUUGACUUUCUCUCCCUAUCAUAUACCCGGAAUGCAGAUAUGUUCGCCAAGUGUAACUUUUGGUUGGUUACAUUUCCAAGGAUGGAGAUAUAAGCCAAAGGAUCUGUGUUGCCGGUGGUGAUCCUAUGCUGGUAGAGUCUCCAUCUGAGCCCAAGUGGUCCUCUAAAGGGGAACUAUUUUUCAUUACAAAUAGGAAAAAUCGAUUCUGGAACCUUUACAAUUGGAUUGAGCACAGAAGCGAGGUGGUAUCAGUUUAUUCCAUUAUUGCUGAGUUUACAAAACUGUAUUUCGAUGAUUGCUCCUUUGAUUUCAUCCCGACCAAUGGCAACAACAACUUAAUUGCUUGCAGCUACAGACAGUUCGGUAAAUCAUACCUUGAAAUUCUGGAUGUUGCACAAAAUUCUCCAACUUUCCUCGAUGAUACUUUCACAGAUAUAAGUAACAUUCUUAGGUUUCGGGGAGUGACUGUAUAUACGUUCAAGGAGCACCGUCUGUUCAUCCCUAUCAGUAGCAAAGGUAUAACUUUGUCAUUCUUCUUUAAUAUUAAACCUGCUUUUUUAUACAAGUGA
Messenger RNA from Papaver somniferum (opium poppy), 859 nucleotides. RefSeq lists its product as uncharacterized. The transcript has 8 exons. Lineage: Eukaryota; Viridiplantae; Streptophyta; Magnoliopsida; Ranunculales; Papaveraceae. The record is from RefSeq and is a predicted model, not a curated record. The coding region runs from base 416 to 859 and encodes 147 amino acids.